Messenger RNA from Lepisosteus oculatus (spotted gar), 2597 nucleotides. NCBI's taxonomy places the organism in Eukaryota, Metazoa, Chordata, Actinopteri, Semionotiformes, Lepisosteidae. The record is from RefSeq and is a predicted model, not a curated record.
GCAAGAGCGGGGGUCAGCGGCCGAGGGAGCCCAGACGUCGACUCCAUCACUCUCGCCGGGGAGGACCAGUUGCCCCCCAGCGCCGUGCUCGAUCACCCCGGCAGGGCGGGGGGGGACGGAGCGCUGUCGGGGUCCGAGGAACCUCGAAGGCCGGAGGACAUGGCGUCGGAUGACCCCCGAAACCCCUAUAAGAACAGCAGGAAUACAGUCCUGUACAACAUCUACUCUUCCGCUCCGGCAGGCGGGCGCACUCGGACCCGUGCGCGCCGCCCGCCCGAGACCGGGUUCGGAACCCGCAACUUCCAGAACGGUAAGAGGUUCCUCCACCUGGAGACUUCCUGCGCGGCGGAGGAGAACUGUCUGGCCAGGUCAGCCUACAGACCUGGGGUCAGAGAUAUUCACUAUAGGGUGUUGCUACGGUUCCCUCAGAGGGUCAAAAACCAAGGAACAGCCGACUUUCUGCCCGUCAAGCCCAGACACCAGUGGGAGUGGCACAGCUGUCAUCAACACUACCACAGCAUGGACGCCUUCAGUAACUACGACCUGCUGGACGUCUCCACUGGCCGCAAAGUGGCGGAGGGCCACAAGGCCAGCUUCUGCCUGGAGGACACCAGCUGUGACCCGGGUUUCCGGCGGCGUUAUGCCUGCACAGCGCACACGCAGGGCCUGGGGCCUGGUUGCUAUGAUACCUACAAUGCCAACAUCGACUGCCAGUGGAUCGACAUCACAGAUGUGCCACCAGGGAACUACGUCCUCAAGGUCACAGUGAACCCCAAUUUCCAAGUUCAGGAGACGGACUUCUCCAACAACGUCGUGAGGUGUGAUAUAACGUACACGGGCUCUUACGUCUCGACGCGCAACUGCAGGAUAACUGGAUACUAAAUCAAGCGCAGUUCUAAAAUUUCAAAAGUGCUCAUUCUUGCUGGUUACAUCUUUCCUGACGAGGCAGGCCUGACAGAGGACCCUGUCUCGCUUACAAUUGCCUUUUCUUUUACAUACUGAUUCAUCCUCCUAGCAGAGGUAACUCGCCAGAUUUAGAUUAUCGUCACAUGUCUGUUAGUAGCACUAUUUUUGAGUCUGUUAUCUGGUCAUCUAUUACAGUACUGUAUUUUGUUCUCUCAUAAAUCUGUGACAAUGUGUACAAAACGCAAAGGAUUAUGAUAGCUCUUUAGUGACCAAGAGAUGUUGCUUUUUCCUUCAAUGCAUUUCUGUAGUUUAGUCACAUCUUCUGUUUGUGUAAUACAGUCUUCAGCAUUGCCUUGUAACAUAGGCAGAGAUAUUCCAGAUUUUUCUAUAUGUUAGGAGCAAAAAGACAACUGUUGUGGGAUGAAACUGAGGCCGUGUAUGCCAGGAGAUCGUUUGGAGAGAAGAAAAGUUAUUAUUGGAGGCAAAGUCUAUGAUUACACUUUUGUAUCUGGUAUUGAUUCCCUAUCCCCUAGAAGCUAAGUCAGUUCUAAAUCGGAAAAUGACUAAAAUUAGUAUCCAAUACUCUGAACACUUUUGAAACUGCAUUUAACAAUCAAAAUAAACCAAUCAGUGACUGUAAUAUACAUGGUAAAGUAUGUUGAAAAUAAAAACAUUUUAGUAAACAAACACAGGUAAUUGUUUUUUUCAGAACUGAGCCAAAACAGUCAUGAUUGAAACCUGAUCAGUCUGGGAACAGUGGCAGUAUUAAAAUAUUAAUGUAUGAGUUCAUGCAUGUAUAGAGACAGUCUUUGCCAGAAACCUUUUCAAGAGCCCAGGCUGCUGAAGAAGCAAAACAGGACUUGAAACCUUUUAUUUUAAGUGAGUUUUUGGAUCCUAAUGUGUAAUGAGUGUAUUCAGCUUUUUUGCUCUGUUAUCAUAUGUAAAACACUUUUUCUAUGAGCUGUGUAAAACACGCAUGGUUCUGUCAUUUGUUUUUCAUUAUUUGUAAGGAAUUUGCAAUAAACUGUCUUUUGUAAAAUGUGUAAGAUAUUAAAUCAAAACUUGUAUUCUGCAUUCCAGUGGGGAGCACAGACACAAAUACUCCUUUUCAAUUGCACCUCAGUCUGUUCUGUGUGUCAUAUGAAAGUCAGGUUGGGACUGGAUUUACAUUUUUGAAAGCCAUAACCAUUCUAUGUAUCAGCCAUCCACCUAAGAAAGUUCUGCUCUUUAUGCAGAAAACAUCUGCUGGUUAGAUUACCUUGUUCACUAAUAACCUAGUUACUUUCACUGGGCAAGAAUUUCAAAUGAUGCUUGUGUUACCUCAUUAACGCACUGUUUGUCUGAGAAUUUUAUGCAGUCAGUGUUAUUGAGUAACUCCAAUGAAACGGGAAGUUAAUGUGCAGUAUAAUGAAAGUUCCAGUUGUGUGAUUUCUUCAGUAUUUGCCCACGUGUACAAAGAUUUCCCCACAGCUGGAACAGGGAAGUUUAGACUGAAAUGUGAUUAUUGUAAAGUCAAAGUUGUCUGGGGGAGCAAGCAUUCUAAUUAAAAUCAAUGUUACAUACUGUACAUGUGGUAUUUUUCUGUUAACCACACUCGCAUUAUAACCCGAACUUAACUCCGAGCUCCAGUUAAAAAACAAACUUUUGUUAAAUGCCUGUACUUCUUUGUUGUUUUUCUUUUUCCCUACACA